AUGUCAGAUACAGAUCGUCUUAAAAUUGCAUUUUCAAAUCUUGAAAAUAUUUCGCCACAUAAAAUACGUUCACCAUUAUCUCAACCUCGUAGAGCGAGUAUAGCAAUGAUUAUUCGUAUUAGACCUAAAAAUUCAUCGUAUGAACAUGAUAAACUUAAAUCCUCUGAAUCUUCUUCAAAUAUAUCUUCGCAAAUUGAAGAUAAUAAUAAUAAUGACAACGAUUCAAUAACAGAUUUAGAAGAUUUUUGGGAAAUGGAGUGGGUAAAAAAUGGUGAACCAGAAAUCUUUUACAUUAAAAGGGCUUUAAGGGAAGGUGAUCGAUGGAGCGGUCAAAUGGCUUUCCCUGGCGGUAAGCAAGAUACUAAUGAUGUUGAUGAUUUAGAUACAGCUGAAAGAGAGACAUUCGAGGAGGUUGGUUUAGAUCUUGGUAAUCAUAAAUUAUUUAUGUGUAUUGGAGCGUUGGAUGACAGAGAGAUAACUUCAACUUUUGGAAAAAAUUUAUUAAUGGUUCUUUGUCCCUUUGAAUCUCCGCCAAUUGAGAUUUCUGGAUCUGAAGUUGCAUCAACACAUUGGGUACCGCUAUCAAUCUUCUUUAAUUCCGAGAUUACGCAAAAAUGGGAACCGGAAUCGAUAGAUUUAUCUUCAAGGUUGGCGCCGAAAUCUUGGAUAUUACAAAAUAUAUUCAAGACGCUUAUAGGAAGAAUGCAUUUUCAUUGCAUUGGAUUGCCUCAUGUUGAUGUAGAUGGAGUUACUACGAGAAUGUUAAGGUUAUGGGGGUUAACAUUACAAAUGACGAGCGAUUUAAUAGAUAUGAUGUAUCGACAAACCGAAGAACCGCCAAGAAGACUAGAUGCUAAAAGACCAAAAUUUGAUUAUUGGGAU
Funneliformis mosseae is the source of this 882-nucleotide messenger RNA. The record is from the annotation of a GenBank genome assembly. NCBI's taxonomy places the organism in Eukaryota, Fungi, Glomeromycota, Glomeromycetes, Glomerales, Glomeraceae.